UGCUGGGAUUACAGGUGUGAGCCACCAUGCCCGGCCGAUGGCAUGUUAUUACACUCUUGUUGGGGGAAACAUAUCCAGGCAAACAUAAUAAUUGCAAAAUUAUAUACAUGAGGAAACUAAAAAGGGGAUCAGAUAGAGAAAUAGGAAGGAACUACUUUACACAGAGUUAGGAAGUAAUAAAUAAGUGAUACUUAAGCUGAGAACUAAAGGUUGGGGUGCAGACAGGAUGGCCACCAAAAAGGGGAUGAAGGUAGAGCCAGAGAUGAAGUUGGCAAUUGGAAGUGGAAGACAUCAAAGAAAGUAGGUGACUAAGGAUGAAGUCAGUUAGGGGAGGAAUCUGGUCGUGAAGAGAUGAGAAUUAGGGAGACAAACAUUUUAAAGGACUAGCAACUAUUUGUGUUGAGAGAGCUUCGGAUUGAAUCUCUGUAACUGGGCUAAUUAAGGUAGGGGAACCAGAAAAGAGGCAACACCCUCCCUGGAUACUUUGGGAAUAAAAGAGACCUCUAACUUAAUUUGAAAGAGGCAUAUCCUUGCCCAUAGGCAAAAUGGAUGAGAAGGCUUGGAUAGAGCCAUACUGUGCCUGUAGUGAAGUCUCUUCCAUGUUUUUUGUUGCUUUGGCAAAAUGGAAACUUUCAAAAUAAAGAUGACAUUAAAGGGGCUCAGCCAGCUGGCUCUGAGCUGGCAUAAGAGAGAGCAAACCUACCAAGGGCUCAGAGCUUGGGGUGGGCAGGAAAUUGGGCUUGAAGACCCUCCUUCUGAACUUUGUGCUCCUUUUUCAUCCUCAUCACUUCUGCUUCCCUCCUGCAAAAAGCCCACCUCUGCCCAUCCUGGGUCCUAUGACUUUUCUCUCCCUCAACAGUCGGUUCCCGAUUCUGGUCCCCGGCCCCCAGCAGCGCCUGCCCCCUUCCCACCGGGGCCCCCCAUGAUGCCACCACCCUUCAUGCCCCCUCCAGGGAUCCCCCCACCCUUUCCUCCAAUGGGGCUACCCCCCUUGAGUCAGAGACCACCAGCCAUCCCUCCCAUGCCACCUGGCAUCCUGCCCCCAAUGCUUCCACCAAUGGGGGCGCCACCACCACUCACACAGAUACCAGGAAUGGUUCCUCCGAUGAUGCCAGGAAUGCUGAUGCCGGCGGUGCCCGUUACCGCAGCGACGGCUCCGGGUGCGGACACCGCCAGCUCUGCUGUGGCUGGGACAGGCCCUCCGAGGGCCCUAUGGAGUGAGCAUGUGGCCCCAGAUGGGCGCAUCUACUACUACAAUGCUGACGACAAGCAGUCCGUGUGGGAGAAGCCCAGCGUGCUCAAGUCCAAGGCAGAGCUGCUCCUGUCCCAGUGUCCCUGGAAAGAGUACAAGUCAGACACAGGAAAACCUUACUACUAUAACAACCAGAGUAAAGAGUCUCGCUGGACCCGGCCCAAGGAUCUGGAUGACCUGGAGGUUCUAGUCAAGCAAGAGGCUGCAGGGAAACAGCAGCAGCAGCUGCCACAGACACUUCAACCACAGCCGCCUCAGCCACAGCCUGACCCCCCACCUGUACCUCCUGGCCCCACCCCAGUGCCCACAGGCCUCCUGGAACCUGAGCCAGGUGGGAGUGGAGAUUGUGAUGUGUCGGAGGCUACCCAGCCCCUGGAACAGGGGUUCCUGCAGCAGCUGGAGGAGGGCCCCAGUAGUUCUGCUGGACAGCAUCAGCCACCACAGCAGGAGGAGGAGGAAUCAAAGCCAGAACCAGAGAGGUGUAGUCUCAGUUGGAGCAACCGGGAGAAGGCAAAGCAGGCUUUCAAGGAACUGCUGAGGGACAAGGCUGUCCCUUCCAAUGCCUCAUGGGAACAGGCCAUGAAGAUGGUGGUCACUGACCCCCGUUACAGUGCCUUGCCCAAACUCAGUGAGAAAAAGCAGGCAUUCAAUGCCUACAAGGCGCAGCGGGAGAAGGAGGAGAAGGAGGAGGCCCGGCUAAGGGCUAAGGAGGCCAAGCAGACCCUGCAGCAUUUCCUGGAGCAGCAUGAACGCAUGACCUCCACCACCCGCUACCGGCGGGCAGAACAGACCUUUGGGGAACUGGAGGUCUGGGCUGUGGUCCCUGAGAGGGAUCGAAAAGAGGUUUAUGAUGAUGUCCUCUUCUUCCUGGCCAAGAAGGAGAAGGAACAGGCCAAGCAGCUCCGGCGCCGCAACAUCCAGGCCCUAAAGAGCAUCCUGGAUGGGAUGAGUAGUGUCAACUUCCAAACCACAUGGUCCCAGGCCCAGCAGUACCUCAUGGAUAAUCCCAGCUUUGCUCAGGACCAUCAGCUGCAGAACAUGGACAAGGAAGAUGCACUGAUCUGUUUUGAGGAGCACAUCCGAGCUUUGGAGAGGGAGGAGGAGGAAGAACGGGAGCGGGCCCGGCUUCGGGAGCGACGCCAGCAACGCAAGAAUCGGGAGGCCUUCCAGACCUUCCUGGACGAGCUACAUGAGACAGGGCAGCUACACUCUAUGUCUACCUGGAUGGAGCUGUAUCCAGCAGUCAGCACUGAUGUCCGCUUUGCCAACAUGCUGGGCCAGCCGGGCUCCACCCCUCUGGACUUGUUCAAGUUCUAUGUGGAGGAGUUGAAGGCACGAUUCCAUGAUGAAAAGAAGAUCAUUAAAGACAUCCUUAAGGACCGGGGCUUCUGCGUAGAGGUGAACACAGCCUUUGAGGACUUCGCCCACGUCAUAAGCUUUGACAAGAGGGCUGCCGCGCUGGACGCAGGCAACAUCAAGCUGACCUUCAAUAGUCUGCUGGAGAAAGCAGAGGCACGGGAGAGGGAGCGGGAGAAGGAGGAGGCACGCAGGAUGCGGCGCAGGGAAGCUGCCUUUCGAAGCAUGCUGAGGCAGGCUGUGCCUGCUCUGGAGCUAGGCACUGCCUGGGAAGAGGUCCGUGAGCGUUUUGUGUGUGACUCAGCCUUUGAGCAGAUCACCCUGGAGUCGGAGAGGAUCCGGCUCUUCCGAGAAUUCCUACAGGUGCUGGAGCAGACUGAAUGCCAGCACCUCCACACCAAAGGCCGAAAGCAUGGCAGGAAAGGCAAGAAGCACCAUCACAAGCGUUCCCACUCACCAUCGGGCUCUGAGUCAGAAGAAGAGGAGCUGCCCCCACCAUCUCUCCGGCCCCCUAAGCGGAGAAGGCGGAACCCCUCAGAGUCAGGCUCUGAGCCCUCUUCCUCACUUGAUUCAGUUGAAAGUGGGGGUGCUGCCCUUGGAGGACGGGGUUCCCCUUCCUCCCACCUUCUUGGAACAGGCAAGAACCUGAAGAAGGAAAACUGGACCAACUUAGACUUCCUCAGAGCACGAGAUCAUGGCCUUCGGAAAGCCAAGAAACCAAAAAAGAAAACUAAGAAGAGAAGGCACAAGUCGAAUAGUCCUGAGAGUGAGACAGACCCCGAGGAGAAAGCUGGCAAGGAGAGCGAUGAGAAAGAACAAGAACAGGACAAGGACAGGGAGCUCCGGCAGGCAGAGCUCCCUAACCGUUCCCCAGGCUUUGGAAUCAAGAAGGAGAAGACAGGCUGGGACACGUCGGAAAGUGAGCUGAGUGAGGGUGAGCUGGAGAGGCGGCGGCGGACACUCCUACAGCAGCUGGAUGAUCACCAGUGACCCGAUGAGCUGCUCUCUGCCUUGGGUCUGUGUGAGGCUGUGGCUCCUGGGCCACCCUCACCAUCUGCCUCAGACUUCUUCCUUAGUCUGGUCUGUGUCCACUUUUUCUAAAGUAACCCCACCCCCAGCACACCAUUGCUGGCACCUCUCAAGGUUGCUUUUGGUGUUCAAGAGUCCCCUACUCCCCGGACUAGUGCAGUCCUUGCCCUCAGCCCCAGACCAGAGAUGGGUGGUAGUAUAUGCCAUGUGGGGUGGGUGAUGCCAGUAGAUAAAGUGUGAGAGAAGGGGUCUCUAGAGAAGAGUGACAGGCUGGUGGACACAGCCUGGGUGGCAGAGGGCAGGGUCUUCACCCUCUAGCAUCUGUGCCUGCUCCUGCCUGCCCUGAGGCUCCACCACUUCUUCCUCCACCUAGGACCUAAUGUACGUGUGUUUUGUUUUUGUUUUUUAAAUAACAAUAUUAUUUAUAACAUGG
Molecule: messenger RNA, 4070 nt
Organism: Saimiri boliviensis boliviensis (Bolivian squirrel monkey)
Lineage: Eukaryota; Metazoa; Chordata; Mammalia; Primates; Cebidae
Gene: PRPF40B
Product: pre-mRNA processing factor 40 homolog B
Biological process (GO): mRNA cis splicing, via spliceosome
Cellular component (GO): U2-type prespliceosome; U1 snRNP
Molecular function (GO): protein binding; RNA binding
Source: RefSeq, a predicted model, not a curated record